AUGGUUGAAUUUCUGAACAUAGGUGCUCAUGAGAUGGAAUAUUUUUAUUUUCCUAAUCUUCAGAUAGCAUUUGAUUUCCAUAACCAUUAUGCAAAAUCUGUUGGUUUUGGUACUAGAAAAAGUAAGACUUGCAAAAAUAGCAAAGGAGAAUAUGUGAAGCAAUUGUUUGUGUGCUCUCGUGAGAAAUUUAGACCAGAAAAAUAUUAUAAUAUAGAAAACAGAAAAGGAGAACCAAAAUAUGAGACUCGUGGUUUCCUGGCUAGAAAAAUAACAGAAGCUAAUGCUAGUCAAAUGAACAACAUGAAGGAUGUAGGCAUUAGCACACCCUAUAUCUAUGCUAUAUUAGCUAAUCAAAAAGCUAAAGAUCUUUGCCUCUAUUAUGAGCACAUAGUUGAUGCUAAAGGGGUAUUGCGAGCUCUAUUUUGGUGUGAUGAAAGAAGCCAAUUAGAUUAUGAAGUAUUUGGAGAUGUUCUUGCCUUUGAUGCGACAUACAAGAAGAACAAGUACUUGUGUCCGGUAGUAGUAUUUUUCAGUGUGAAUCAUCAUAACCAAACAAUGGUAUUUGAAAGUGCUCUAGUUACCGAUGAGAGUAAGGAGGUCUAUGUGUGGUUAUUACAACAACUAUUGGCAGCCAUGAAGGAAAUAACAUCUGUAUCUGUGAUUACAGAUGGUGCUCCAUCAAUGAAGUUUGCAAUUGUGGCGGUAUUCCCAAAUGCCCAUCAUAAAUUAUGUGCUUGGCACCUCAUUCGGAAUGCCACAACUAAUGUUAAAAACCCAAAAUUUAUAUCUAUGUUUAAGAAGUGUAUGCUAGGAGAUUAUAAGAUUAGUGUAUUUGAACAAAAGUGGUUUGGAAUGGUUGAGGAGUUUGGUAUAGCUGAAAAGAAUUGGAUUAUUGACAUGUACGAGAAAAGGCAUAUGUGA
This is a messenger RNA of Arachis stenosperma, 921 nucleotides long. RefSeq names its product protein FAR1-RELATED SEQUENCE 7-like. NCBI's taxonomy places the organism in Eukaryota, Viridiplantae, Streptophyta, Magnoliopsida, Fabales, Fabaceae. The record is from RefSeq and is a predicted model, not a curated record. The coding region runs from base 1 to 921 and encodes 306 amino acids. The transcript is spliced from 3 exons. Gene Ontology annotation, biological process: regulation of DNA-templated transcription.